Molecule: messenger RNA, 1321 nt
Organism: Musa acuminata AAA Group (dessert banana)
Lineage: Eukaryota; Viridiplantae; Streptophyta; Magnoliopsida; Zingiberales; Musaceae
Product: cytidine deaminase 1
Exons: 1
Coding region: 23-1126 (367 amino acids)
Cellular component (GO): cytosol
Molecular function (GO): zinc ion binding; cytidine deaminase activity
Source: RefSeq, a predicted model, not a curated record
GUCCUCCAAAUACAACUGGCACAUGCCCUGCCCUCCUCCCUCGCCUCUUUUUACCUCCCAGCUUGCAGGAAAAACCAAAGAUACCAAUCAGUUCCUUUCCUGCAUCUGUACAUUUCUCUCUGUCUUUUUGCGUGUGAUUUCCAUCCGAUUCCUGAUCGGCGAGCGAGAGGAGAUGGAGGAGAAGCCAGCGAGAUCGACGGUUGGAAAGUUCGUGAUCGAAGCGGAGGAGGCGCAGGCGAUGGCUAAGGAGUCGGGCGUCGCCGCCGUGAGGGAGCUCCUCCCCCUCCUGGUCCCCGCAGCCCAGCGGCUGGCGCGGCCGCCCAUCUCCAACUACCGCGUGGGGGCCGUCGGACUGGGGGCCAGCGGUCGGAUCUUCCUCGGGGUGAACCUCGAGUUCCCCGGCCUGCCGCUACACCACUCCGUCCACGCAGAGCAGUUCCUGAUGGCCAACGCCAACGCCCACGGUGAGCCCAGCAUCCGCUGCGUCGCCGUCUCCUCCGUCCCCUGCGGCCACUGCCGCCAGUUCCUCCAGGAGAUCCGCGGCGCGGCGGAGAUCCAGAUCCUCGUCACCUCCGAUGAGGAUCCCGCCUUCCGUCCCCUCGCCUCCCUCCUCCCCCACCCGUUCGGGCCCCCGGACCUCCUCCACAAGGACGUCCCCCUCCUCCUAGAGCCGCACGACAACGAUUUCGGCGCCCUUGAUGCCACGGGCGUUGCCGUCGGCGGUGGGGGAUUGUGCAAUGGCAUCGGGGGAGGCGGGCUGGAGCGUCGGCUUAGGGAGGCAGCGGAGGGGGCAGCGAGGUCAUCGCACGCGCCGUACAGCGGGUGCGCCGCGGGCUUCGCUGUGGCGGACGGCGGGGGGAGGGUGUACUCGGGGUCCUACGUAGAGUCGGCGGCGUACAACCCGAGCCUGGGACCGGCGCAGGCGGCGAUGGUGGCGUGCCUGGCGGCGGGCGGCGGAGGCGGGGGCGAGGGCGAGGGCGGCGGGUGGGGGAUCGUGGCGGCCGCGCUGGUGGAGAAAGAGACUGCAGCGGUGUCCCACGAGGGGACGGCGAGGAUCUUCCUCGAGGCGGUGGCGCCGGGCGCCCAUCUGAAGGUUUACCGCUUUCGCCCGUCCACCGCGGUCUAGCUAUAUCAGUGCUUUGGAGAUGAUGACGAUCAUCUAUCCUGAUGCGAUGAAAUAAAUGGUUCAGAUCGUGGGCAACGAGGGAACGAUGUCGAAUCGUCGAUCCGUUGAUGAAAAAAUGUGUGCGCGUGUAUAUGGUAUGAUUGUAGUGGCAGUCCUAAUAAUUUUUGCGUGUAAAAACGGCCUCUGAUUUCUGAA